Molecule: messenger RNA, 1602 nt
Organism: Diceros bicornis minor
Lineage: Eukaryota; Metazoa; Chordata; Mammalia; Perissodactyla; Rhinocerotidae
Gene: FH
Product: fumarate hydratase
Exons: 10
Coding region: 14-1540 (508 amino acids)
Biological process (GO): tricarboxylic acid cycle; fumarate metabolic process; malate metabolic process
Cellular component (GO): tricarboxylic acid cycle heteromeric enzyme complex; mitochondrion
Molecular function (GO): fumarate hydratase activity
Source: RefSeq, a predicted model, not a curated record
CUCUCGCGGCACCAUGUACCGCUCACUGCGGCUCUUCGCGCGCCCGCACCGCGUCGCGCGGGCUCCGGCCUCAGCCUCCGUUCCGGGUUUCGGGGGCGCAGCCGCCGGCCCCCUGCGGCCCCCGAACGCCGCUCGAAUGGCAUCUCAAAAUUCUUUUCGGAUAGAAUAUGAUACCUUUGGUGAACUAAAGGUCCCGAAUGAUAAGUAUUAUGGCGCCCAGACUGUGAGAUCGACAAUGAACUUUAAGAUUGGAGGUGUGACAGAACGCAUGCCAAUUCCAGUUAUUAAAGCUUUUGGCAUCUUGAAGCGAGCGGCUGCUGAAGUAAACCAGGAUUAUGGUCUUGAUCCAAAGAUUGCUAAUGCAAUAAUGAAGGCAGCAGAUGAGGUAGCUGAAGGUAAAUUAAAUGAUCAUUUCCCCCUUGUGGUAUGGCAGACUGGGUCCGGGACCCAGACAAAUAUGAAUGUGAAUGAAGUCAUUAGCAAUAGAGCAAUUGAAAUCCUGGGAGGUGAACUUGGCAGCAAGAAGCCUGUGCACCCCAAUGAUCAUGUUAAUAAAAGCCAGAGCUCAAACGACACUUUCCCCACAGCAAUGCACAUUGCUGCUGCGACAGAAGUUCAUGAAGUGCUGCUUCCAGGACUGCAGAAGCUGCACGAUGCUCUCGAUGCAAAAUCCAAGGAGUUCGCCCAGAUCAUCAAAAUUGGGCGUACUCACACACAGGAUGCCGUUCCGCUUACUCUUGGGCAGGAGUUUAGUGGUUAUGUUCAGCAAGUGAAGUAUGCAACGACGAGAAUACAAGCUGCCAUGCCCAGGAUCUAUGAGCUUGCGGCUGGGGGCACUGCUGUCGGCACGGGUUUAAAUACCAGAAUUGGCUUUGCAGAAAAGGUUGCUGCAAAAGUGUCUGCUCUCACAGGCUUGCCUUUUGUCACAGCUCCAAAUAAAUUUGAGGCUCUGGCUGCUCACGAUGCUUUGGUUGAACUCAGUGGAGCCAUGAACACUACUGCGUGCAGUCUGAUGAAGAUAGCAAAUGAUAUUCGGUUUCUGGGUUCUGGUCCUCGCUCAGGUCUGGGAGAGCUCAUCUUGCCUGAAAAUGAACCAGGAAGCAGUAUUAUGCCAGGCAAGGUGAACCCCACCCAGUGUGAAGCCAUGACCAUGGUUGCUGCCCAGGUCAUGGGGAAUCACGUUGCCGUCACCGUUGGAGGCAGCAAUGGACAUUUUGAGUUGAAUGUUUUCAAGCCAAUGAUGAUUAAAAAUGUGUUACACUCAGCCAGGCUGCUGGGGGAUGCAGCAGUUUCCUUCACAGAGAACUGUGUGGUGGGAAUCCAGGCCAACACAGAAAGGAUCAACAAGCUCAUGAACGAAUCUCUCAUGUUGGUGACAGCUCUUAACCCUCAUAUAGGGUAUGACAAGGCAGCAAAGAUUGCUAAGACAGCACACAAAAAUGGAUCGACCUUAAAGGCAACCGCUGUUGAACUCGGCUAUCUGACAGCGGAGCAGUUUGACGAGUGGGUAAAACCUAAGGACAUGCUGGGUCCAAAGUGAUGUAAAUGAAUUUCUAAUAAAAAUGAUGUGUAAAACAAAACAGACUCCCUAUAUUUCUUAAA